UAAAUUGAAAAAUUAAUUAACUAAUAUAAUUAUAGUCUAUAUUUAUUAUUAAUAAUUUUAAAAAUUAAUUGACAAUAAGUGACUAUUUAUAUACUGUCAUAUAUUUGGAUAGAUUAAUGGAUAUGUAACAAAGUACAUAUAUAUCUAUAAAUAAGUGGUUUCGAAGAACGAGGUACGAUAAGAGUCGUGAGUGGUGUGGUCGUGAGGACGACGUCGUGUGUAAUUUUUUUAAACGGCGGAGAGGGUGGUCGGGUAUUGAGAUCCAGGCCCGUAUCCUCCGAACGUAAACAUGGACGCCGUUGAUAUUGAGGAUAAUAAUCAAGUGUCGCACAACGACGAUGACAAUGUGGAUGGGAACGUUGAAAUUUGCCGGGUUUGUCUCCUCAGCAAUCACUUGAUGAGAGAUUUGUUUGGAGAAAAUGACGUUGUUUCAUUAUCUACUAAAGCCAUGAGCUUUGCUAAUGUUAAGAUUCAUCCAGAUGACGGAUUGCCAACUCAAGUCUGUUGCGAGUGCGCUGACAAAUUAGAAUCCGCGUAUGAAUUUAAAUUACAAGUCGAACAAGCUGACAGUUUGUUAAGAGAAAAAUAUGACAGCUUGAAUAUCAAAGAAGAGUUAUUUUUUAACGAAGUCGAAGUGCGUUUGGAAAACGAAAGGCAUGAUGAUGUCACGGACAUGGUUGACGAGCACUACGAAGUAACGGGCAGUGUGUCAGAUGAUAAGACGUCAUUACUGAAAGAUCACUUGGCAUUAUUACAAGUUGAAAAACUUACUCAUCACCAAGAACAAUAUUUAGAAGAUGAAGUUAUGAAAGAUCAAAUAAUGCAAUCGGAUGAACAAUACAUUGAAGACGAGCACACAGAUGAGCAAAUGAUUACUGAAGCUAUUGAGUCGUCAGCAAAUGAUAAUAUAAAACCUGAGUCAAUAAUGCAUGACCAAGACGGCAUUGCUGUUGAAGAACACAAUUACAUUGUACAGCACCAGGACUACACGCUGUCUAAUGAGCAAGAUCAUGAAUUAAUUAACACUGAUAACGUUAAUGAACACGAUGCAAGUGAAUAUUUAUCAAUAAUUGGAGACGAAGAAAGACUAAUUAAAGAAACUGAAAGCCAUUUAGAGAAUGUCAUUGAUGAUGAAAAAAAUAAUUGUUAUAUUAAUGACAAUGAUGAGGUCAAUGAUGAUGAUGAUGAUGACAAUAAUAAAUUAAACACAAUUGAUGAAAUUGAAAUGAGUAAAAAUGAAUGUAAUAAUGCAUCGACAUGUCAUAAUGACAUUGACCCAACAGACCAAGGGUCUGAUGACGAAAACUAUUUUGAAAAUCUUAAUUUAAGCAGCCGAUUAUCACAAACUCAAUCAGUUAAUAAACCUGAUAAUAAAAUUUUCUUUAUGUGUUACAUUUGUGAUCAAGAAUUUUUGUCGAAAGAUAUUUUGAAAGAGCACAUGAACUCGCAUGACGAAGUUAAACAGACGUUGUCUAUGAAAAAAACGCCAGAUAAAGCUACGCAGAAAAAUAUUUCUCCUAUUAAAUCACAACCACCUUCGGGUAAAAAACCUAACAAAUGUCCUUACUGUGGUAAAGAAUAUUUGUAUGUUAUAUCAUUUAAAAAACACAUUAAACAACAUCAAAAAAAUGACGAUGAGUUGAAAGAAAACAUGGAUUCGUUACUUCAGAAUGAUAAUUCUGCGGAUUCAAAUAAUUAUGACAACACUGAUACGUUUGAAGUGAUUGCUGAUGAUAAACAUAAUAUCGAAGAGUACACUGAUAAUGGUAAUGAUAAUAGAAGUAUUAAUGUAGAUAUUGAUCAUCAAAAUUUAAGUAAACAUGGUAAUAAUUGUCCAGAUAUUUUUUCAGAUAAUUGUAACGAAGCUUCAGCUCAUCAGGAUUAUCAAGAUGAUAAACAAAAGUGUAACAUUUGCGAGCUGGAAUUUGACUCGAUGGAUAAAUUAAAAAAUCAUCGGUCGACUCAUGUUAUUGAAGGCGUAAUAACAGAACAAGAUUUAAAAGACGAGCUUGCUAGUAUUUGUCAAAGAGAAUAUGACCAAGAGAAAAUAAUUGAUGGUAAUUUACAAUUGGAAGUUAAAAAGGAAUAUAAUGAACUCAAGUGUCCUACUUGCUUUUUAUUGUUUGGUAGUAAAAAAUCGCUGGCAAAACAUUUAGAGACACAUGAAAGUAUAAGAUACCGUUGUAAAAUAUGUGGUGAUGAAUUUACACAGAAAGACGAUCUUCGUAAGCACGCUGAACAACACUCGCAAGUUAAAACAUUCAAAUGUAUGCAGUGCAACAAAAUAUUUGCCAAUGAACUGACACUGAGAAAUCAUUUGAUAGCAACAAAUCACAAGACAACUGUACACGGUGAAGAAUAUGAUCCAAAUAAAAGAAUUAAAAGAGUGGCAGCACGUGCAGCGCAAAAAAUAAUUGACAAAAUUAGCACUGAAGACAGCCUUGAUGACUCGGAAAGAGAUGAUGACGAUGAUGAUUAUGACGAGUUAAUUUUGAAGAGUGAGUCGGGAGUUAGUGGAAAAACUGGAGAAAAAUCGGUGUCAAAAAAAUUGUUUGGUAAAAGUAAAAAUCUUGAAUGUGAAACUUGUGGCAAGAGAUGUAUUUCUAAGCAAGCGUUGGCUAAACACAUGGAUUAUCAUAUGAGAAAUAUGAAGGCUGAGUCUCCAGAGUCGAAAAAUAAAAAAAAUAAUGAAGUAAAAGAUAUAACUCGUAGUGUUCCUGGAUUUUCUGAUAUCAAUGAUGAUGACGAUGAUGAUGAUGAUGACAAUGAUUUUGAUGGGGGGUUGGACUGGCCAAUGGACAAUCACGAGUGUUCGACAUGUAAGAAAAGAUACAGUACGAAAAAAUCAUUGUUGCGACAUCAGCUUUUACAUGAGGAGCCUAAUUUUGAGUGCGAUAUAUGUAAUGUUAAAUUUUAUCGCAAAGACAAAUUAAAAGCACACUACGAUAAAUGCUCGGAAAAGAAUCCAAAUCAAGUGAGGAAGUGUAAUAUUUGCGGCGAUACCUUUGAGAAUAAUGAUAUUUUACGUGAACACAGAUCAAAACACGUUGACGAGGGCAUACUUACCGAGGAAGAUUUGAAAGAUUUGGAGCCUGGCUCUGAGGACAGAAAGGGAGAGAAAAUAGCGAGGAAGAGACGCACUGAUAUUGUUGGAUUGGAAUGCACUGAAUGUAACAAACAAUAUACGUCACGUAAAGGUCUUCUGAGACAUAUACAAGUGCAUGAAGGUAAAAAAUAUCUUUGCGAUAUAUGUCCAAAGAAAUUUUACCGCCGUGAGCAUUUGAAAAUUCAUGUCGCUAAGCAUAAUAUGAUAAAACCACACAAGUGUCCGCGUUGUUCAAAACGUUUUAUGAAGGAGGAGCAGCUUUCCGCGCACUUGACUAAACACGAGAGAACGUUUAAGAAAAAUAAAGAACCUGACAGUACAUCCAAGAGAUUUCUCUGUGAAAUUUGUUCGAAAAGUUUUACUCAAUCGACGACACUGGUUGCACAUUUGCGAGCUCACAAUGGCAUAAAACCUUAUGUAUGUGAAGUUUGUGCAAGACCAUUUACAACAAAUGCAUAUUUAAAGAUGCACAUGAGAACUCACACACAAGAACGACCGUACACAUGUCAAUUUUGUGCACGUGCUUUCGCGAGAGCUGAUACACUCGCAAAUCAUUUGACUUCACACACCGGCGAGGCCAAAUAUCACUGCAAGUAUUGUCCGAAAAAUUUCCGUCGACUGAAGUCACUCAAAGAGCACGUAUUUAUUCACACUGGACAGCGACCCUAUGCCUGUCCUACGUGCGAUCGAAGAUUUAACAACAACGGAAGUCGCUAUGCUCAUAGCAAAAGAUGCAAGCAGAAUAUGCUGCAGAAUCAAGCCAGACAAAAUCAACCACAAACUUCACAACCUCAAAUUACUCAGCCUCAAAUCACCCAGCCUCAAAUCAGUCAACCUCAAAUCAGUCAGCCUCAAAUCAGUCAACCUCAGAUCAAUCAGCCUCAAAUAAACCAACAGACAAUAGCAAUAGCAUCAGCACCACAAACAGCUACCAUCAGACUGGCACAUUCUGUUGGCCCGACAAUGCAAGUGGUUCAAUCGAAAAAUGUCAAGACAAUAACAAUCACAAGACCUGAAACAGUUGGUACUCAUCAAAUUUUACAACACCAAGAAUUACUCAUGCCACUUAUUUUACCUCUUACUGUUACAUUAACUGAUUGCGAUGACGAAGUUAUUUUACCAGAGGGUACCAAGAUAUUUACCACUACGUAGUGGUAAAAUAAACAUAUAUUUUAUUAAUUAUGUAUCAUGAUAUAUUAUUAUUAUUAUUUUAUAAAAACUAUUACGGAAUUAUUUAAACACAUUUUUAAAAGUUCUCACGGAAUUUAAUGUAAAAAAUAUAUAUACAUAUAUUUGCUGCAUGAAGGCAAUCAUAGGACAUGUCCAGAAAUUCACUAUGGAAGAGACAGAUGCAACUUCUGUGUUCAAAAAUUUUAUCUGGAUGAACCAGAGGAAUAAUUUGAUAUUAGCAGAAAGUGUCCAUGAACUGCGAAAGAGGUAAAGGCAACAUCUGGUAUUGUUCUUCUGGGUUUAAGUAAACCAAGUGGAUGUCUGCUUACUGACCUACGAGAUAAAUGAAUAUCACUCCAAUGUUUUUCUGGGCAUGCUCGUAAUCUUUACUAUAAUUUACAAUUUAACAAAGUUUAUUAUUAUAUUAUAUAUAAUAUCAAUUAUAAUUAGAUUUUUUGUCACAGAACAAUGCUCGUAAAGUCGAGGUCUUGGUAUGUUAUUUAUAAAAUGAUGAUAAUACUUUUGUUUACUUUAAAUUUAAAUAGUUAUAGAAAUUUAAUUGGAGUUUAUAAUUUUGUUUUAUCGACAUAAAUUUAU
Messenger RNA from Microplitis demolitor, 4873 nucleotides. Its product is annotated as zinc finger protein 62. NCBI's taxonomy places the organism in Eukaryota, Metazoa, Arthropoda, Insecta, Hymenoptera, Braconidae. Gene Ontology annotation, cellular component: nucleus. The record is from RefSeq and is a predicted model, not a curated record. The coding region runs from base 290 to 4258 and encodes 1322 amino acids. Gene Ontology annotation, molecular function: DNA-binding transcription factor activity, RNA polymerase II-specific; RNA polymerase II cis-regulatory region sequence-specific DNA binding; zinc ion binding. The transcript has 2 exons. Gene Ontology annotation, biological process: regulation of DNA-templated transcription.